Molecule: messenger RNA, 759 nt
Organism: Perkinsus marinus ATCC 50983
Lineage: Eukaryota; Perkinsozoa; Perkinsida; Perkinsidae
Product: centaurin/arf, putative
Exons: 7
Coding region: 1-759 (252 amino acids)
Molecular function (GO): GTPase activator activity
Source: RefSeq, a predicted model, not a curated record
AUGUCAUCGAGUAGUGCGGAACCCCAUCGCGCCAGUUGUCUUCCGGAGCUCGAUGACUUACUGGCAAGGCCAGGAAAUCGACAUUGCGCUGAUUGCGGCCGGGACAGCCCCCACUGGGCAAGCGUCAACUUGGGCGUCUUCCUUUGCCGCGAUUGCAGCAGUAUCCAUAACCGUCUCGGAGUCAAUGUAUCCAUAGUCCAGAGCCUAGUUUUGGAUUCAUGGCAGAACACGUGGAUUCUCAUCAUGACUCACGUUGGAAACAACAUAGCGAACAGCUACUAUGAACAGAAUCUACCUGAGAGCUUUCGGAAGCCGAAACUUGAGGACGGUAUCCGGGCGGUUGAGCGAUUUAUUUGGACAAAAUAUGUUGGCCUGCAGUUCGCUCCGAAUGGUCGUCCGCCACCGCCAUCCGGGUUGGCGGCGCGAGGAGAACGCACUGACAUUUACCUCCAGCAAGCAGGCAUGUCCUCUCUCUCUGCCUCUCCAGUGAUUGAAGAACCUCGCCGUGGAGGCCGGCGGGCGAAAGCUCACUCUCGCGAGAAGAAGAGACUCGUCCAGAAGCUCGAGAAGGUAUCCAAGGCUGCCAAUGCACAUAUGGACAUAAGAUCUCCUCCUUACGGACUUGCCGUGCGAGCCUCUGGACUCUCUGUCGUCGAGCAAGUUGCGAAGGUGAUGGCUCCCGAGUACGAGAACUUCGGCCCGAUGCGGGACGCUUCUAUCUUCGAUUUGUGGUCUUAUGAGAUGAGGCCUAACUCCUAG